Molecule: messenger RNA, 543 nt
Organism: Thlaspi arvense
Lineage: Eukaryota; Viridiplantae; Streptophyta; Magnoliopsida; Brassicales; Brassicaceae
Source: the annotation of a GenBank genome assembly
ACCGCGGAUUUGCCACGGUAUUCCAGCUCGAUCAGGAGCAUGCUGCAGCAGCGGCAUGUUCUAGUUCACCUAAUGCAUUGCGUGGUAAGGAAUGGUGAUACGGCUUCCUUCUGGUUUGACAACUGGAAUGACAUGGGUCAGUUAAUCACUGCUCUCAGGGUAAAUGGCCUUCGUCAACUGCGAAUUCUGUUGGAAGCUUCAGUUAUUAAAGCCACAUCGAACGGACUUUGGGCCCUACCUGCAGCAAGAACAGAGGAAGCGGAGACGCUCCAAGUUGUUCUGUCUACGAUCACCCCCUCUCCCCUAUGCUUCAAGGGGUCCGGAUCAAUCUCCGAUGAUCUAACUCUCCGUCGUUCAGCGAGAGGAGUAAUAACGAAACUGCUCUUUCAGGUUACCAUCUAUCAGUUUUGGAAGGAGCGCAACAGGAGGAUCUUCAACUCAGCUUCCACAAACACUGCUGCAGUUCGCGUGGCUAUUGAUCGAUCAGUGAGGAAUCGCCUCUUCUCUAUCCCCGAUCCAAGCGACGGCGCCCUUCUUUGCUAG